This is a messenger RNA of Carassius gibelio (silver crucian carp), 2935 nucleotides long. Its product is annotated as cadherin-12-like. The record is from RefSeq and is a predicted model, not a curated record. Gene Ontology annotation, cellular component: catenin complex; adherens junction; plasma membrane. Gene Ontology annotation, biological process: multicellular organism development; homophilic cell-cell adhesion; adherens junction organization. The transcript is spliced from 12 exons. Bases 280 to 2661 code for a protein of 793 amino acids. NCBI's taxonomy places the organism in Eukaryota, Metazoa, Chordata, Actinopteri, Cypriniformes, Cyprinidae. Gene Ontology annotation, molecular function: cadherin binding; calcium ion binding.
CUGAGGAGAAAGAGACCAGAAUGAGAGCGUGUGUGUGAGAGCAAAGAGUUUAUUACGAUAGCAACUGGAGGUCUGGAUUAUGCCACUUUAAUCCUCAAGAGACUUUGUGGGACGUUUGGAAGGUGGUUCACUAAAAUUUUAAGCACCCCAGGAAUUCCAUGGAUGUUAGUUGUUCUGCGUCAGUGAGGCUUUGUGGAGUUCUUCAUACUGGAUUCAUUGCUCCUUUGCCAUCACCAUAAAAGUCACCUGUGUCCAUCUUUGCACCUCAAGGUUGUUCCAAUGCUCAUGGGGAACUGCCUGCUGCUGUUUCUCUGGUGCCUCUUAGACAAAAGCUUCGUUUCACCCCUCCACUCUUCAUCCCAGAGCAGGAUGGGGAAGGAGCAGUACAGGAACAUGUUGGCACUUAGGAAACACAGCAUGAUGGGAGUUCACAGAGUCAAGAGAGGAUGGGUGUGGAACCAGUUCUUUGUUCUGGAGGAAUACAUGGGAUCUGAUCCGCAGUAUGUUGGAAAGCUUCACUCUGACCUGGAUAAGGGAGAUAGUAUCGUGAAGUACACACUCUCAGGUGAAGGAGUUGGUUCUAUUUUCACCAUCGAGCCAAGCACUGGAGACAUCCAUGCCUUAAGGAGCCUGGACCGAGAAGAGAAGCCUUAUUACACACUGAGAGCGCAGGCUGUGGACGUGCUCACGGGCAGACCCUUAGAGCCCGAGUCAGAGUUCAUUAUCAAAGUCCAGGACAUCAAUGACAAUGAGCCAAGGUUCCUGGAGGGCCCAUACUCUGCCAGCAUCCCAGAGAUGUCUCCCGUCGGCUCAUAUGUGACACAAAUAACUGCCACUGAUGCUGACGACCCUACUUAUGGAAACAGUGCGCGGAUUGUAUACAGCAUACUUCAUGGGCAGCCGUACUUCUCUGUUGACCCCAAGACAGGAAUCAUAAGAGUUGCCUUACCCAACAUGGAUAGGGAGGUCAAAGAAAUGUACCAGGUGGUCAUACAGGCUAAGGACAUGGGUGGCCAGCUCGGGGGCUUAGCUGGGAUCACAACCAUCAAUAUCACUCUCCGUGAUGUCAAUGACAACCCACCACGGUUUUCUAAAAGCAUCUUUCACCUACGCGUUCUUGAAUCUUCACCCGUGGGCUCGUCUGUGGGGAGGGUCAAAGCUCAUGAUCUGGACUCUGGGAAGAAUGCAGAAGUGGAAUAUAGCAUCGCUCCUGGUGACGGACGCUCCAUGUUUGAUAUUUACAGCAAUAAGAACACUCAUGAGGGAACAGUCAUACUGAAAAAGCGUCUGGACUACGAGACCAGAAAAUCCUACACCUUUAAAGUAGAAGCUUCAAAUGCAGUUCUUGAUCAUCGAUUCCUACAUUUGGGACCAUUUAAGGACACUGCCACAGUAAAAGUGACUGUUCUGGAUGUGGAGGAACCUCCUGUCUUCAGCCGACUGUCUUAUAGAAUGGAGACAUAUGAGAACACACCAGUGGGCAUUAUAAUCGGAGCCGUCACAGCUGAGGACCAAGAUGUAGGCUAUAGUCCUGUUAGAUAUUCAGUUGAUUGGAGAAAGGACUCUGAAAACCACUUUGACAUUGACCCUGUUGAAGGAACUCUGUCUGUCAGUGAAGCACUGGACAGAGAGAGAAACUCAGAACACAACGUCACUGUUGUAGCAACAAAAGUUAACAGCCCCCUGCUGUCCAGCCAAGUUACUGUCAUGAUCAAGGUGCUGGAUGUCAAUGAGUUUUCUCCAGAACUUGCCUUGGUAUAUGAGACGUUUGUUUGUGAAAAAGCAAAAAUAGGACAGGUGAUUCAGAUCAUCAGUGCUACAGACAGAGACAGGCCUGCUGUAGAGCACCGAUUCUACUUCAAAUCCCCUUCACAGAACAGGAACAGAAACUUCACAAUCAGGGACUAUGGAAACAACACAGCUGGAGUGGUGACCAGGAAAGGGGGAUUUCGGAGACUGGAGCAGAGCAUGUACCUGGUGCCAGUUGUUGUAGAAGAUGGCGGGUAUCCUAUCCGAAGCAGCACGGGGAUGGUGACGGUGCGGGUGUGCACCUGCGACACAGACGGCUCCCUCCUUUCCUGCAAUGCAGAAGCCGUCUUCUUUCCUAUGGGACUGAGCACUGGAGCACUAAUGGCCAUAACGCUGUGCAUUGUCAUAUUGCUAGUGAUGGUGGUGCUCUAUAUGGGCUUGAGAAAACAUAAGAAGGAAACUCUGAUGUCGUCUAAAGAGGACAUUCGGGACAAUGUGAUACACUACGACGAUGAGGGAGGUGGGGAAGAGGACACUCAGGCAUUUGACAUAGGUACGUUACGCAACCCCAAAGGCAUCAAAGAGACAGCACAGCUGCAAAAAAUAAAAUCAGUGGAUGAGCCCAAUCGGGCUAGUGCGUGUAUGUCCAACGAGGACAGUGAGGACAUCCGAGCCUACAUCCAUCACUGUCUGCUGGAGAACUCAGCACCUCCAUAUGACUCUCUGGUCACGUAUGCAUAUGAGGGAGAGGGUUCGGUGGCUGAGUCUCUCAGUUCCAUUGAGUCCUGGGUGCUUGAACCCAAGGAGGAUUACAGAAAUCUCUGUGACUGGGGUCCUCGUUUCAAAACACUGGCUGGAAUAUUUAAAGAGCAUGAGUAUAAGGACAUGGAAAAGAUGGGAAAUAAAAAAUAGCAAUGUAUGAGUCUAUACAAUGAAAGUCAGUGGGGAUAAAAUAUUGUUUUGGACUCAAUUUAUUUUGAUAUGGACAAAAAGGUUGAAACUUCACCGAAAAACAGCAAAAGUUAACAAACCUUGACAAAAUACAAGACAGUUUAAAGAUGAUUUACAAGACAGCUUUUUUCUUUGUCUAUGCACUAGUGUAUACAAUGAAAGUCAAUGUGGAUGAAAUAUUGUAUUGGACCCCACUGACAUUGAUUAAAUGAACAAAAAACAGGUUAAAACUUCA